Messenger RNA from Aphidius gifuensis, 2217 nucleotides. Its product is annotated as poly(A)-specific ribonuclease PARN-like. The transcript has 10 exons. The record is from RefSeq and is a predicted model, not a curated record. NCBI's taxonomy places the organism in Eukaryota, Metazoa, Arthropoda, Insecta, Hymenoptera, Braconidae. Gene Ontology annotation, cellular component: nucleus; cytoplasm. Bases 154 to 1923 code for a protein of 589 amino acids. Gene Ontology annotation, molecular function: poly(A)-specific ribonuclease activity; metal ion binding; RNA binding. Gene Ontology annotation, biological process: nuclear-transcribed mRNA poly(A) tail shortening.
CUACCGAGUCUUCUUCUUGCUUCGAUCAUGAAUUCACUUCGACAGACUUCGAUUUCAUUUAUCAUCUGAUCAAUGUAUAUUUAUCCACUUGACAAUAAAAAUUUCUAAAAUUUUUUGUUUCAAUCAAUUAAUAAUACCUAACUGUUUCUUCCAAUGGAAGUAAUACGUUCAAAUUUUCAAACCGUUUUGACCGAAUUAGAUGAGGUGUUAAGCAACGCAACAUUUUUAGCGAUUGAUGGAGAGUUUACUGGACUCACUUCAGGCCUGGAUGCAAAACCUUUUGACACACCCUCUCAGUAUUAUGAAAAACUUAGCUCAGGAUCCAUGGAUUUCCUCCUUAUUCAAUUUGGUCUAUCGGUUUUUACAUACGAUGAAAAAAUGAAGAAGUACAAACACCAGAGUUACAAUUUUUAUGUAUUCCCUCGUGGAAACAACCGAUCUGCUCCAGACUGUCGUUUCAUGUGUCAAACAUCAUCAAUCAUGUUUUUAUCAAAUCAAGGUUUCGAUUUCAAUAAGUUGUUCAGUUCAGGUAUACCUUAUUUAACUUCGAGUGACGAAGAAAAAAUGAUCAAACGUUUAGACGACAAGCGACGCAUAAGAGAUGAUGGGUUAGAAAUUAUUCCAGUUUCCGAUGAUGAUAAACCUCAAAUAGAUGAAAUCUGUUCCAAAAUUAAUGAAUUUCUAAGAUCAGAAGCUGACGAGCUAUUAAUUGACCGAUGUAAUGCUUAUAUCAGACGAUUAAUGUUUCAAGAGGUUCGAAUCAGGUGGCCUGAUAAAGUAAAAUUGGAAAGUAAAAUCGACGGAGUAUUACAAGGGCUUGUCGCAUAUAAGUUAGGAAGUAAAGACGAAGAGGAUAAAAAAGAAACAUACAGAAGAGAAAAAGAAAACAUAGCAAUCAAAGAAGCAGUAGGUUUAACUGCUUUAUUAAGAAAAAUUGCAGACUCGCAAAAACUCAUUGUAGGUCAUAAUAUGUUACUGGAUCUUUGCCAUAUAGUUCGACAGUUUUUUGGACCACUUCCUGAAAACUAUUCAGAAUUUAAAGCUCUUAUUCAUAAUUUAUUCCCCAAACUCAUCGAUACUAAAAUUAUUGCACAGUCGUCUAUGCUGAAAGAUUAUAUACCAUCAUCCGUACUCAGUCAUGUCUUUGAAACCUUAAGCAAAAAACCCUUUACAAUGCCUGAUGUUAUCCCCAUCAAAAACCGCAGUUACGAUAGCGCGGCGUAUCAUGAAGCUGGUUAUGAUGCAUUCGUCACUGGAAUGUCAUUUAUUGCUAUGACUAAUUUUCUUAGUAAAAACCAAAUGAAAGAACAACAUACAGGCUCGUCACAGUUCGAUAUUGAAACAAUCUUGCCAGUCUCAUCUGUUCUCAGCCCAUUUUUAAACAAGUUACUCAUUGUAAGAUUCAAAGAUCCUCAAUACAUAAAUCUGAGUGGGAACGAUCCCAGUCCAAACAGAGACCACGUCUUUCACAUAACGUUGCCUCAAAACCAAAAGACUAGCAACAUUUCUCAACUAUUUCAUCAAUAUGGUGGAGCUUAUAUAUCAUGGAUUAGCGACACAACGGCAUAUGUGAGUUUAAAUCGUCGGGAACAAAUCUCUGUACUAAAAACACAGUUGAAGAAAAAUAAUCAAAUUGGUAAUUGCUGGAUACAAUCCUACAAGGAUCAUCAGGCGUCUCUUGUGUCGACAGAAAAUAAUAACCAAUAUACCGAUCGUAAACGAAAACAACCACCCACAGAAAAUUCUUUGGAGGAUCGAAAAGAAACUAAGAUCGAAGAAAAAGAAGGAGAGGAAGGCUGGGAACUCGCGACAGGACCCUACAAAUUUCAAUUCAUGCGUUCAAGAACAUCAAAGAUUAUUAAAAUCUUCAGGAUUGAGCUUUCAACCAACAAUCGCGUUUGUCGGCCCUUUGGAUGCUGUUGAAUCGUCUUAUGUUUUUGUCAAUGAAAUCAUAUAUCCUGUAAGUUCUCCACUAGAAGCACUUAAUCUGUGCUUUCAAAUUUUCUGGGUAUUAGAUUGUAAGUAUCCAUUACGUGCAAACAUAAUUUGGUCGUUUUUACAAACUGCUGGAUACCAAAUAACCACGAAAGAUCGUUUAACUCAAGCAGUCGUUACAUUGAAUCACAACAUCAAUGAAAAAAUAAAUGCUGCUAAUAAUAUUGCCAACCCACCACUAUGAAUUUUAAUAUUUUUUUUUUAAUUUUUUUUUUUCAUAAA